AUGGACAAGUCUCCGCACCAAGACUUCCCGUGCAUCUGUGGUCUAUCGUUCCCCAUGCAGAGCCUGCUGCAGGACCACCAGAGUUCGUGCGACCACGUCCAAGUGGAGGAAUGGGAGGAGACGCUCAAGUCCAUGACGUCGCCCGGCGCCGAGUGUUUCCCGUGCUGCCGCCUCCUCUCCCUCGACGACGUGCUCUUCAACGGCCAGAUGCUCAUCUACCGCACGUACGAGGAGAGCGCGUGCUGCUCCAGCUGCCGGGACGCCUGGUACCCGUACGAAGGGAGGGCCAUGCUGCAGCGCCAAGACGUGCGGAGAUAUCUCCACCUCCGACGCACCACCGUGCCGUUCCCGUGGCUCAAGGAGUACCGAGCGCAGCUCUUCAGGGAACUGCAGGAGUAUCUCCACCACCCACUGCGCGUGCAGAAGUGGCUCGACAGCGGACGCGAGCUCGAGGCGUACCUGGAAUAA
Phytophthora sojae is the source of this 468-nucleotide messenger RNA. RefSeq lists its product as hypothetical. The coding region runs from base 1 to 468 and encodes 155 amino acids. NCBI's taxonomy places the organism in Eukaryota, Oomycota, Peronosporomycetes, Peronosporales, Peronosporaceae. The transcript has a single exon. The record is from RefSeq and is a predicted model, not a curated record.